AUGCCCUACAAGUUCAGACGCAUGUGUCCUAUUUGUUAUAGACAGGAUUUGCUUUACUUAGCAGAUCAUUUACGUCAAGUGCAUAAGUUAUCGAGUGAGGAACGACAACCGCUAUUAAAGGCAGCGUUAUUUUCUCAUCAAUUGCCUCCCUCGUUUUCACCAAGAGUUCAUCCUCAAGGGCUGUAUACACAUCCAAUUUUACAAGGACUGCCACAAUAUCCUAUGAGCAUGAACCCACAAUUACAGCAACCCAGUGGGCAUCAAGGUACUAAACAGCAACCACGAAAAGUAGCCAAGAUCGAAGCAAGGCCGUGUUUACAGAUGACACCCUAUCCGGACUUUAAGUUUAAUCACAUGUUCUCGAUGCUGGUAGUAGGCCCGACUCAAUGCGGGAAAACAUAUUUUGUUGAACAGCUGCUAACAAAGAAUUGUAUCAAGUACCCUAGCAAGAAAUCUACACGUAUUUACUGGUUUUAUAACCAAUGGCAACGUUGCUAUGCAACUUUGCAAAGAACGCUGGGUGAUGAGAUAGAGUUUGCCCAAGGUUUACCAGACCUGAGCGAAGAUCUAAGAGAAAUCAAUCCAAAGUUUCACAAUGUGUUGGUGUUUGAUGACCUCAUGAGCCAGGCCACAGAUAGUCCACUACUUUCGCUGUUAUUUACUCAAGGGAGACAUCGCAAUGCG
Porites evermanni is the source of this 684-nucleotide messenger RNA. Lineage: Eukaryota; Metazoa; Cnidaria; Anthozoa; Scleractinia; Poritidae. The record is from the annotation of a GenBank genome assembly.